Messenger RNA from Vicugna pacos (alpaca), 1842 nucleotides. It is a transcript of the gene MVD, whose product is annotated as mevalonate diphosphate decarboxylase. The record is from RefSeq and is a predicted model, not a curated record. Gene Ontology annotation, cellular component: cytosol. Lineage: Eukaryota; Metazoa; Chordata; Mammalia; Artiodactyla; Camelidae. Gene Ontology annotation, biological process: isopentenyl diphosphate biosynthetic process, mevalonate pathway; isoprenoid biosynthetic process. Gene Ontology annotation, molecular function: diphosphomevalonate decarboxylase activity.
GCCGGCUGCGGCGCGGGUUGGAAAGGCCCGCGGUCGUGGGCUGGGGUCGCGCGGUUCCUCGGCCAUGGCCUCGGGGAAGCCGGUCGUGGCGGUGACCUGCACCGCGCCGGUCAACAUCGCGGUCAUCAAGUACUGGGGAAAGCGGGAUGAGAAACUGAUCCUGCCCAUCAACUCCUCUCUGAGCGUCACUUUGCACCAGGAUCAGUUAAAAACCACCACGACGGCCGCCAUCAGCAGAGACUUCACGGAGGACCGGAUUUGGCUGAACGGCUGCGAGGAGGACAUUAGGCAGCCGCGCCUCCAGGCCUGCCUGAAGGAGAUCCGCCGUCUGGCCUGCAAGCGCAGGAGCGGCAGCCCGGAAGACCCACUGCCCCUCAGCCACAGCUGCAAGGUUCACAUCGCCUCGGAGAACAACUUCCCCACGGCUGCGGGCCUGGCCUCCUCAGCGGCCGGCUAUGCCUGCCUAGCCUACACCCUGGCCCGCGUCUAUGGGGUGGAGAGUGACCUCUCGGAAGUGGCCCGCAGGGGCUCGGGCAGCGCCUGCCGCAGCCUGUACGGUGGCUUCGUGGAGUGGCAAAUGGGAGAACGGGCUGACGGGAAGGACAGCAUUGCCCGGCAGGUGGCCCCUGAGUCACACUGGCCCGAACUCCGAGUCCUCAUCCUCGUGGUGAGCGCCGGGAAGAAGCUGACGGGCAGCACCGUGGGCAUGCAGACCAGCGUGGAGACUAGCCCCCUGCUCAGGUUCCGCGCCAAGGAGGUGGUGCCGGCCCGCAUGGUGGAGAUGGCCCGCUGUGUCCGGGAGCGGGACUUCCAGGCCUUCGGCCGGCUGACCAUGCAGGACAGCAACCAGUUCCACGCCACCUGCCUGGACACCUUCCCGCCCAUAUCCUACCUCAGCGACACGUCUCGGCGCAUCAUCCACCUGGUGCACCGCUUCAAUGCCCUCCACGGGCACACCAAGGUGGCCUACACAUUUGACGCGGGUCCCAAUGCUGUAAUCUUCACUCUGGAUGAGACCGUGGCUGAGUUUGUGGCUGCCGUGAGGCACAGCUUCCCACCUGAGUCGAAUGGAGACAAGUUUCUGCAGGGGCUGCCUGUGGAGCCUGCCCUGCUCUCGGACGAGCUUAAAGCUGUGCUGGGCGAGGACCCCGCUCCUGGCGGCAUCAAGUACAUCAUUGCCACCCAGGUAGGACCUGGGCCUCAAGUCCUGGACGACCCUGGUGCUCACCUGCUGGGCCCUGAUGGUCUGCCGAAGCCAGCCGCCUGAGCACCCUAGUGGAGCCCCAGCUGCCACUGGGUGAAGGGGCCACUUCACUGGGACUGGGGAGCCGGGUGUGGCGGUCGGCCCACCCUGCUUGUUGGGAUUGUGGGUGGCUGCCUCACUCUGGGCCCGGCAAUGUGCCAUGGCAGAGCUGGGGCAGUGGAGAAACACCUGCAGCCACACAGGCGGUCAGGAGCCCCCCAGUACCUCAUCUUCCCCACCUGCACCCACACUUUGCUGAGACGGGAGCCUAGAUCAGGAGACAGACGUGGAGGACCAGCCAUCCAGGUGGAGCUGCCAGUGCCCCCACCAGUGAAGUGCUCUCUGGCCCUGAACUUGGGCCACCCCCACUGCCCCAGGGAGAAGACGGCCAAUCAGUGUCCCCCUUGGGGCUGGAGGACCAGUCACCGUGCAGGGAGCAGCCUCAGGACACCUCCGUGAAGUGUUCCUCCAGACCCUGAGCUUAGGCCCAUGUGCCUGCAGUUUCUUCACAGACCAGUGGUGUGUCUGGAGCGGGGCGGGGAGCAGCACCGAGAGGUGGACGGGACUCUGUCUGGCCCCAGAGUAAAGGCAGUGAGCUG